AUGCUUCCUACUAUGACUUUCUCCAGUAUAUCCUGGAUCAUGCUUUCCUGCCUUAUAUCCCUGUCUCAAACCCAAGGUAUUGAUUUUGAUAAAGGUAUGCCCUCUACAAAGAUCACCUGUCCAAUAGACUCUAUGCUCUAUUCCUCUUACUGCUAUACCUUAUUUAUGAAACCGACCACCUGGAUGGAUGCAAAUAUAGUUUGUCAGAAACGACCCUCGGGAUCCCUAGCAUCUGUGCUCAGCAAAUCUGAAGCCGCCUUUGUGGCCUCCUUGAUCAGGAAUAAUUUGGAUAACAACUUUGAUGUCUGGAUUGGGCUUCAUGACCCCACUGAGGGCCGUCUCCAUGGAGCUGGUUGGGAGUGGAGCAGUGGUGAUAGAUUGGUUUACCAUGCCUGGGAGUCAGGUGGCCCAUCUAGUCAAAACUUUGGCUACUGUGGAAGUGUGUCAGAAAUCUCAGCAGCCUUACAUCUGGCCGCCCAACGUGUGGGGCCCGAAGGUAAGGACCGGAAGCAAGUAGUGCGACGCCUCCUUGAGAGGGUACAUAAGUAUUUAGAACUGUGGAAAAGAGGAGGGAAAGAAAUGUCUCAUGCCCAUCAGAAAGGGGACUUGAUCCCCGCAGAGGAAUUGGACGCCUACGGUCUAAUCACCAUGGCCCUGAUUUCUUUCCAGUCCGACACCAAGUCGGAAGAGGCUCCUCAGAGUGAGCCUGAUUCUUUGUUCCCUGAGUGGAUGUCCCUUUCUUACAUCAUCGUCAAUAUUGCCUUCUGUUGCCAUGACCAGUUUGUCCUGGAUCCUGCUUUUCUUCUCGGCAGCGUUAGCUCAGAUACAAGUCCAACUUCCUGGAUGGAUGCCAAUGGCCUCCGACCUUAUGGAAGUGGAUGGGAAUGGAGUAGCACUGAUUUGAUGAACUACAAUGCCUGGGAGGUAAAUCCCCCAAUUCCAUAUUCUGGCUACUGUGGAAGUGUAACCAAAAACUCAGAUUUUUUGAAAUGGAAAGAUAAUAACUGUGAUGCUAAGUUACCCUAUGUCUGCAAGUUCAAAUAUUAA
Messenger RNA from Sorex araneus (European shrew), 1047 nucleotides. RefSeq lists its product as uncharacterized. The coding region runs from base 1 to 1047 and encodes 348 amino acids. The record is from RefSeq and is a predicted model, not a curated record. Gene Ontology annotation, biological process: positive regulation of cell population proliferation; venom-mediated disruption of cell wall in another organism; response to peptide hormone. Gene Ontology annotation, molecular function: signaling receptor activity; peptidoglycan binding; oligosaccharide binding. The transcript is spliced from 10 exons. Lineage: Eukaryota; Metazoa; Chordata; Mammalia; Eulipotyphla; Soricidae.